AUGCUGACACAGUUCUUGCUUAAAGACUUGCGUGAGCAGCUUCUCGCCGCGGGGGCUUCUGCCUCUGGUCCCUCCCCGUACCCCCCCUCAAACGCUGCGCAGGGCUCACAGGACAAUCCAUAUCACGGAUCGGAUUCUGCGAGCCCGCAUGAACAGUACGACCAAGGUUCUGGAAACCAGCAAGCUUUCGGUAUGAGCGGCGACAGUGCAGGCGAUGAGGGUCUUAGUCCUGACGCGCGCAACAAAGGCAAGCGUGAGCUAUCAACCAGCAAACGAGCUGCUCAGAACAGAGCGGCGCAGCGUGCCUUCCGGCAACGCAAGGAGGGCUACAUCAAGAAGCUCGAGGAGCAGGUCAAGGAGUUCCAGACGAUGGAGCAAAACUUCCGCGGCCUGCAGAACGAGAACUACCAACUUCGCGAGUACAUCCUCAACCUGCAAUCCCGGCUCCUGGAGAACAAGACUGAGCCGCCUCCGGCACCAUCUCACCUUGGUCUCCAGCCUGGCUCGCAGCCUCCGCCUAGCGGCUCUACCGACUCUUCUUCCAAUGUAGAGCAACAGCUUCGCAUGGAGAUGCGGAACGAAGGCUCCCACGACGCGAUGAGGCACCUGCAAGCCGCUGCAGCGCAGGCAAGCGAAGCUCGGCCGGAAUCCUCUCCAUAUGGCUUGGGUCGACGUAGCGACGACGCUGCAGAUGCAAAGCCAGUGUCGUAG
Messenger RNA from Saxophila tyrrhenica, 711 nucleotides. RefSeq lists its product as uncharacterized. NCBI's taxonomy places the organism in Eukaryota, Fungi, Ascomycota, Dothideomycetes, Mycosphaerellales, Extremaceae. Gene Ontology annotation, biological process: regulation of DNA-templated transcription. Bases 1 to 711 code for a protein of 236 amino acids. Gene Ontology annotation, molecular function: transcription cis-regulatory region binding; DNA-binding transcription activator activity, RNA polymerase II-specific. The record is from RefSeq and is a predicted model, not a curated record. The transcript has 2 exons. Gene Ontology annotation, cellular component: RNA polymerase II transcription regulator complex.